AUGGCCAUUAAUCGGCCACUAAUGGCGCAUAAAUCACGCAUUACUUGCUUUGGAUCGCGUGAAAGUCUUCAGUUUCACUUUAGCCGUCGGCUGCUCCGCCUAAUCUGCACAGCCAUGCGCUGGCCACGCUAUCUGUACAAGCCACUCAGCGUAUACCACAGCAACGCUUUACUUAUCCUGCUGCAAUUCAUAGCCGUUUGCAAUGGUUUUUGCUAUCAUCGCGGUCGAUUCAUUGCAAACCGUUGGACUAAAUUAUUUACAGUCAUUUUUCCUAUUUUUAUACUUGGCUCAAUUUGCCUCUGCCUACAACAGUUGCUCGACAACCCGGAGUACAGUGCGCUCAUCUACGAAAGAGAUCAAUUUAUUUUGGUCCUUUGCACACUGGAGCUGCUCAUGUCCACUGGCUGUUAUGUGAUCAUGAUAUGCUCCAUGCUGCGACAAGCAAACAGUCAUGUGGCACUCUACGAUCGCAUCAAUGCGUUGGACCAGAAGUUGAUGCGCGAGUUCGGUGCAAAUUUAAAUUAUCACAAACUGAUGCUGAAAAAUGGCAUUCAGGUGAGCCUAUUGGCUCUUGUCUACCUCGCAGCUAUUUCUUUGGCAAUGAAGCAAGCAUUACCAAAUGCGAACCAAUAUUUAGUCGGUAGUCUUGUUUUCUUAUAUGCAGCCAUCACCGGCGGACUCCACGUCACUUGCUAUAUGCAUUCGAAUUUCGCCGAAAUGUUACGUGUUCGCUUUCGUUUGCUACAAAAGUUACUCGAUGCGAAUUAUUUGCGGAAGAUGUUUCCGCAAUCGCCACGACGUACAGCUAGCCUUCAUAGCCUCGUGGAUAUGGUGCGUACGUUGCAUGAAUUUAUUGACUCCGUAAAUGAGGUGCAUCGCGUUGGUUUGUCGGUGGGUGUGGCGCACGAUUUUAUGACGGUAAUAACUGUAUUGUACCUGGUCUUCGGGCAUUCGUUGGGUGAGCGUGUGGAUUAUACGUUUUUGGCACAAGGCAUUUUGUGGCUAUUUUUGCCACUGCACAAAUUCAUCACCGCGCCCGUCUACUGUGACAUGGCUAUUAAAGAGGGUAAACGUUGCCUGCGUCUAGUCGAACACAUCGAUAUCCGGUUCCCGAAUGUCAAAUCAGCCAAACUGUUGGUUGAGACUACAAUGCAUUGGUGCCUGAGUAAUAAAUUUGAGUUUACUUGCGGUUUAAAUAUGAUUUACAAUCGCACAAUCAUUGCAACGAUAACGGCAGUUAUCUUUAAUUAUCUGCUCGUUGUCAUACAGUUCCGCAUGACUCAAUUAAUGGGAGAGCAAAUGGGCGAACAGAAAACCCAAAUGCAGGAUUGGAUUUGGAUUAUGAACGACUAA
Molecule: messenger RNA, 1353 nt
Organism: Anastrepha obliqua
Lineage: Eukaryota; Metazoa; Arthropoda; Insecta; Diptera; Tephritidae
Gene: Gr57a
Product: putative gustatory receptor 57a
Exons: 3
Coding region: 1-1353 (450 amino acids)
Biological process (GO): sensory perception of taste
Cellular component (GO): membrane
Source: RefSeq, a predicted model, not a curated record